UGGGCGGGGCCGGGGCUGCGGGAUGGACGCGGUUCUGCUCGUCGCCGCUGCCGUGCUGCUCGCCGUUCUUCUCUUCUUCGCCACCCGCCUCCGCGGCCAAGCCACAGCAGGUGGGGAAUAGAAGCUGCCACAAUUCUGCCAAUAAAUCUGUGUUGCCACCUGCAAAGGACUUGAAACCUGGGACACUGGACCUAAAGAAAUGCUGACGAGGAGCACGAGCAGAAUGUGGCAGCAGCAGCAGGGGCCAGGCCCCGGCCCCACGGGGAGGAACGGGCAGAGGGGAUGCCCAGGCGCCGCAGGAACAUGGGCAGCAGGCUGAUGGCCCAGAGGAGAGCCCAGCAGGCAGAGGAGUGGCUGGAAGAGGAAGAGGAUGCUGAGGAGGUGCCAGAAUUUCAGGUGUCUGGGAAAAUUGGAGCAAAGAAGCAGAGGAAAUUAGAAGAGAAACAAGCCAGGAAAGCACAGAGAGAGGCUGAAGAAGCAGAGAGGGAAGAACGGAGAAAGCUCGAGUCGAAAAGAGAGGAGGAAAGGAGGAAAGAAGAGGAGAGAAUUCGUCUGGAGGAGGAACGACAGGAAGAGGAAAAAAGGAAGGCAAAGGAAGAAGAGGAGAAGAGAGAAUAUGAAGAGUACCUGAAGCUGAAGGAGAGUUUUGUAGUUGAAGAGGAAGGAGUUGAAGAAUCGAUGACAGAGGAACAGUCUCGCAGCUUUCUUAUGGAAUUCCUGGAAUAUGUUAAGAAAACAAAGGUUAUCCAGCUGGAGGACUUGGCUUCACAUCUGGGUUUAAGGACACAGGAUGCAAUUAACAGAAUCCAGGACCUGAUGGCAGAUGGCACCCUGACAGGUGUGAUUGAUGACAGGGGAAAGUUCAUCUACAUCACUGCAGAGGAGAUGGCAGCCGUGGCCCAGUACAUCAAACAGCGAGGCCGAGUCUCCAUUGCAGAGCUGGCCCAGGCCAGCAACUCCCUCAUCAACCUCCAGCCUGACAGCAGAGCUGUGGCUCCAACCGUGGCCUGAGAGAAACACUGCAGGGGUUUAACCUCUUAAUGAAUAAACCACUUAAUCAAAAGCAAACAAGAACCUCCCCGCUGCGUUCGUGGUGCCUGAAGGUAGGAUGCUCUUUUGAAGCAUCAGCUGCCAACUCAGAAGUUUUGCUUUUCCUUCUGUUAGAUCUGGUGUUGAAUGGUAGAGUUGACUGUAGAAGACACUGGCCAGGAACUCAAACACUGAUGCACCUGUAGCCCAGGAAGAUCAGUAAUUUAUUCCUUUGGCAGCCAGUCUCAUGUUGCUGUAAACAAACUUUUUAUUGUUUGCAGAUUCUGAUGUCUGUAUCAAUUAGAUCUGGGGUUGAUUUUGUUCAGGAUUCUCCAGGCUUGCUCUGUACUAUGGAGCUGUUUAAUUUUGUCAUGGACACGACCAUAGGUGUGUAGAUUUUGGCUGCUGCACCCACACUGGAAAGAAAGAGUAAAAAGACAGUUUGUCUCUGUUCUUGCUGAAAUAUAUCCUGGAACUCUGGAAGGAAUCAUUGCUCUGUUAAAACUUCCAGGAACUAUUUCAGGAAACCUUUGCUAUAUAAAUAUAUUUAUAUAUUGAUUUAUGUAAUUUAAAAAGUUUACUUGCAGACAGGCUGCAUCAUUUCCCUGUAGCCAAGAGACAGAAACCCCUCCAGGGAAGGGCUAACUGGGCUCAUUUAUUGUGCAGGCCAGUUCUGCUGAUACCAGCCAGAUCCUGGUGAUUCAUCCUUUGAAGUCAGAGCCAGCUCAGAGUGUCUGAAGGCCUCAGACACCCCCACCCUGUGGCCUCUGUGUUCUGCAGGUUUGGGGGGUUUUUAAAUAAAAACUUCAGACACUCUGAGUCAUGCAGUUAAUGUUCCAAGUUAAUGAUUAGUAAUGUAUUAAUCGUAUGGGUCAGUGUAUUUCCUGCAUAAGAAUAUUUAUUUUUUUAAAUCAUUCAUUCAUUGUCCUUUCUGAAAUCAGCAGGAUUUAUGUGGAUGAACAGUAAUUGGGGAGGACAAGAGGUUUUGCCUCUGCCAAACUUAGAAAGAACUUGAGCAGACUAAAAGUCAUGUUAUCAGUGGGAUGAGACAGCAAUAAAACAAUGGAAGGAAACAUUUCCUUUUAAUCUCUGCACUGCUGCUGGAUGUGAGAGUGCAGGAGAGGGGAGUUCCACCAGCACCACGUGUUGCUGUGAAAGAUCAGCACAUCCUGAGUGCUGUACAACCACAGCCAGCAAAAAGCUUACUUCACAUUUGAGGCUUGUAAAGUCUCUUACUUACAGAUUGCAUAUUAAAUUUUUUAAAAAAAUAUUUGGGUUUGCCAUUAUUUUUUUGUUGUUGUUCUGUCUUAAACUACUCUUGUAAUAAAAUCAACAGUAUUGAAAGAAUUGCAGAGGUUUGUGUUGGAAAUGGGCAGGGACAGGGUUGGGGUAAGACAUGGCUGUGAGCUCUGCCAGCAGCUGCUCUGCUC
This is a messenger RNA of Cinclus cinclus, 2459 nucleotides long. It is a transcript of the gene DDRGK1, whose product is annotated as DDRGK domain containing 1. Lineage: Eukaryota; Metazoa; Chordata; Aves; Passeriformes; Cinclidae. Bases 283 to 1011 code for a protein of 242 amino acids. The transcript has 10 exons. The record is from RefSeq and is a predicted model, not a curated record.